Tilletiopsis washingtonensis is the source of this 357-nucleotide messenger RNA. RefSeq lists its product as hypothetical. Gene Ontology annotation, cellular component: RZZ complex. Lineage: Eukaryota; Fungi; Basidiomycota; Exobasidiomycetes; Entylomatales. The transcript has 2 exons. The record is from RefSeq and is a predicted model, not a curated record. Gene Ontology annotation, biological process: mitotic spindle assembly checkpoint signaling; endoplasmic reticulum to Golgi vesicle-mediated transport. The annotation marks the transcript as partial.
GCGCUCGGCACGCUCGUCGAGGGCGUCCUGAGCCGCGUCCUGCGUGAGGUUGAGGCACUCGAGGACAUUUCGGAGCGCGAGAGCGAGAUUCUGGCGACCGUCGUCAAGAGCUUCGGGCCGCUGGAGGAGCUGUUCGUCGAUGCGGCGAGCGGACAAACGGCCGUGGCGCUCUUUGUGCCGUCGUGGUUCAAGUGCUCGUACCUCUCCGAGAUUCUGCAGGGCGGCCUGGUGGACAUCGACUUUCUGUGGAGCGAGGCGGGCGCGCUCGUCGACUAUGAGCCCGAGGAGCUGUCGCGCCUCAUCCGGGCGCUCUUCUCCGACACGCCGAAGCGCAGCAAGCUGCUGGAGAAGAUUGCG